Molecule: messenger RNA, 213 nt
Organism: Prunus armeniaca (apricot)
Lineage: Eukaryota; Viridiplantae; Streptophyta; Magnoliopsida; Rosales; Rosaceae
Source: the annotation of a GenBank genome assembly
AUGGCCAGACCUGCUGCCGGCAGCUCGAGCAGAUGCAUUGAGGAAGAUGAUACUGGUCCUAAACGAAGGAUAAUUAGCCCUUCGUUGCCAUCAGCUGAGUUACUUGGUGCUGCUGCUGCAGCCAAACUGACAGAAGCACAGACUGAGCUCAGAGAAGCUGUGUUGGAAGAAGAUAGUGUUUAUAGGACCUCCACCACCUGCCGUGGUUGCUGA